Encephalitozoon hellem ATCC 50504 is the source of this 1248-nucleotide messenger RNA. RefSeq names its product ATP-dependent 26S proteasome regulatory subunit 7. Gene Ontology annotation, cellular component: proteasome regulatory particle, base subcomplex. Gene Ontology annotation, biological process: proteasome-mediated ubiquitin-dependent protein catabolic process. Gene Ontology annotation, molecular function: ATP binding; ATP hydrolysis activity; proteasome-activating activity. The transcript has a single exon. The record is from RefSeq and is a predicted model, not a curated record. Bases 1 to 1248 code for a protein of 415 amino acids. NCBI's taxonomy places the organism in Eukaryota, Fungi, Microsporidia, Unikaryonidae.
AUGAGUGGGCAAAAGCAGGAAAACAUCAUUGAAGAGAAGGACGUAGGAUUUAUCUUAAGCUAUGGAAGAAACUACUACGCCGAGGAGAUAGUGGAAAAGGAGGUGGAGAUAAAAAGGCUUUUCGAACAAAUAAGCUUAAAGCUUGGAACAAAGGAGGUUGAGACUGGGCUUGCACCACCUAUGUGCUGGGAUCUUCUUGGAGACAGAAACAGAAUUCAGAGCGAGCCGAAUCUACAGGUUGCCAGGGUGUGCAAAGUCCUUGAUGGAUACCAAGAGCCCAGAUACAUGAUAGGAAUCAAGAUGAUAGCCAAAUUUAUUGUUGGGAAGGGAAAGCGAGUGGACGGAAGCCUUAUACAGGAAGGAAUGAGGGUAGGGGUUGACAGGAACAAGUACCAGAUUAUUCUUCCGUUGCCUCGAAAGAUAGAUGCAUCUGUUACUCUUAUGCAAGUUGAGGAAAGGCCUGAUGUGACGUACAACGAUAUUGGAGGGUGCAGAGAAGAGAUUGAAAAAAUAAGGGAGGUUGUUGAGGCGCCUCUCUUGAAUCCGGAGAGGUUUGUUGCGUUAGGGAUUGACCCGCCGAAGGGGGUUCUCCUUUACGGACCGCCUGGAACAGGGAAGACGUUGCUUGCAAGGGCUGUGGCCAACAGAACAAAUGCAUGUUUUAUAAGGGUUAUAGGGUCUGAGCUUGUGCAGAAGUAUGUUGGAGAGGGUGCACGAAUGGUUAGAGAGAUAUUUGCCAUGGCUAAAGGAAAGAAGGCUUGCAUUAUUUUCUUUGACGAGGUAGAUGCGUUUGGAGGAACGAGGUUUGAUGACGACGACGACAACGAAGUCCAAAGAACGAUGCUGGAGUUGAUAAAUCAGCUGGACGGGUUUGACCCGAGAGGGAACAUAAAGGUCCUGAUGGCGACAAAUAGGCCGGAUACUCUUGACCCUGCGCUUCUCAGGCCGGGGAGGCUGGACAGGAAAGUCGAGUUUGGACUGCCGGAUCUCGAGGGAAGGACAUCGAUUCUACGGAUUCAUGCAAAGACGAUGAGUGUUGAUAAGGAUAUUAGAUUUGAUCUGAUUGCAAGGCUUUGUAACAAUGCAACUGGAGCAGAGCUGAGAAGCGUUUGUACAGAGGCAGGGAUGUUUGCCAUAAGAGAAAGAAGGAAGAUUGCGACGGAGGCGGACUUUUUAAAGGCUGUUGACAAGGUUAUCAAAGGAUAUGCGAAGUUCUCCUCAACUCCAAGGUACCUAACCUAUAACUAA